Messenger RNA from Torulaspora delbrueckii, 1434 nucleotides. RefSeq names its product citrate (Si)-synthase CIT2 (gene CIT2). The transcript has a single exon. The record is from RefSeq and is a predicted model, not a curated record. The coding region runs from base 1 to 1434 and encodes 477 amino acids. Gene Ontology annotation, biological process: tricarboxylic acid cycle; citrate metabolic process; carbohydrate metabolic process. Gene Ontology annotation, cellular component: mitochondrial matrix. NCBI's taxonomy places the organism in Eukaryota, Fungi, Ascomycota, Saccharomycetes, Saccharomycetales, Saccharomycetaceae.
AUGUCUGUACUAAGCACAUCGACAAGAAACCUAUUGGAGAGAAACGCCUUCAAAUAUUCUUCAAAGAAUAACUCUCCUAUUGCAUCUUUGGUUGCUACUCGUCCUUACAGUAAUGCCGAAAAGACUCUAAAAGAGAGAUUUGCAGAAAUCAUUCCAGGUAAAGUUGAUGAGAUUAAACAAUUGAAGAAAGAACAUGGCGACACUGUGAUUGAUCAAGUCAAAUUAAACCAGGCUUAUGGUGGUAUGCGUGGUAUCAAAGGGUUAGUUUGGGAAGGUUCUGUGUUGGAUCCAGAAGAAGGUAUCAGAUUCAGAGGUCGUACCAUCCCAGAUAUCCAAAGAGAACUACCAAAAGCUGCUAACAGUGAUGAACCAUUGCCAGAAGCUUUGUUUUGGUUGCUUUUGACUGGCGAAGUUCCUUCAGAGGCCCAAGUCAAAGCCUUCUCUGCUGAUUUGGCUUCAAGAUCAGAGCUUCCAGAGUACGUGAUUUCGCUUUUGGAUAACUUACCAAAGGAUUUGCAUCCAAUGGCUCAAUUCUCUAUCGCUGUCACUGCUUUGGAGAGUGAAUCCAAAUUCGCAAAGGCUUACGCCCAGGGUGUUGCCAAGAAGGAUUACUGGAAUUACACUUUCGAAGAUUCUUUGGAUCUAUUGGGUAAAUUGCCUGUCAUUGCAUCCAAGAUUUACCGUAACGUCUUCAAGGACGGUAAAGUCAGCCAGGUUGAUCCAAAUGCCGAUUAUGGUAAGAACUUGGCUCAACUAUUGGGCUACCAAAACAAAGAUUUUGUGGAGUUGAUGAGAUUGUAUUUGACUAUCCAUUCGGAUCACGAAGGUGGUAACGUCUCUGCUCACACUACUCAUUUGGUUGGAUCUGCUCUGUCUUCUCCUUAUUUAUCCCUUGCCGCUGGUUUGAACGGUUUGGCUGGUCCACUUCACGGCCGUGCUAACCAAGAAGUGUUGGAAUGGUUGUUCAAAUUGAGAGAAGAAGUUAACGGUGAUUACUCUAAGGAAACUAUCGAGAAAUACUUGUGGGAUACUUUGAACUCCGGUAGAGUGGUUCCAGGUUACGGUCACGCUGUUCUAAGAAAGACUGACCCACGUUACACUGCUCAAAGAGAAUUCGCUCUAAAACAUUUCCCAGAUUACGAGCUAUUCAAGCUAGUUUCUACCAUAUAUGAAGUGGCACCAGGUGUAUUGACAAAACAAGGUAAGACUAAGAACCCAUGGCCAAAUGUGGACUCUCAUUCCGGUGUUCUAUUGCAAUACUACGGUUUGACCGAGGCUUCUUUCUACACAGUAUUGUUCGGUGUCUCCAGAGCUUUUGGUGUAUUGCCACAAUUGAUCAUCGACAGAGCCGUUGGUGCUUCCAUCGAAAGACCAAAAUCUUUCUCCACUGAAAAAUAUAUUCAACUGGUUAAGAGUAUUAACGCUAACAAAUAA